Molecule: messenger RNA, 3351 nt
Organism: Cyphomyrmex costatus
Lineage: Eukaryota; Metazoa; Arthropoda; Insecta; Hymenoptera; Formicidae
Gene: eag
Product: potassium voltage-gated channel protein ether a go-go
Exons: 12
Coding region: 1-3351 (1116 amino acids)
Biological process (GO): potassium ion transmembrane transport; regulation of membrane potential
Cellular component (GO): voltage-gated potassium channel complex; plasma membrane
Molecular function (GO): voltage-gated potassium channel activity
Source: RefSeq, a predicted model, not a curated record
AUGCCAGGGGGGCGUAGGGGCCUAGUAGCCCCCCAAAACACGUUCCUGGAGAAUAUCAUACGACGCAGUAGCAGUCAACCUGACAGCAGUUUUCUAUUAGCAAACGCCCAAAUCGUCGACUUCCCGAUCGUCUAUUGCAACGAAAGCUUCGUCAAGAUCUCCGGCUACAAUCGUGCAGAGGUUAUGCAAAAGUCAUGUCGUUGUGGAUUCAUGUAUGGGGAACUAACAGACAAGGAAACGAUUGCCAGAAUCGAAGAAUGCCUCGAGGGUCAGAUUCACGAUCAAUUUGAGAUCUUGCUGUACAAGAAGACCAAGACACCGUUAUGGCUGCUGUUGCAAAUAGCGCCCAUCAAAAACGAACGAGACCUUGUGGUCUUGUUCUUGCUGACUUUUCGAGACAUUACCGCCUUGAAACAACCCAUCGAAACGGACGACAGCAAAGGCGGUCUCUCCAAGUUCGCCAAGCUCGCAAGAUCAGUCACCAGAUCAAGAUCGGUUCUAGUUUCUCAGUUCAGUUCCCAUCUGCCGGCUUUGAAAGAUACAGCUAUACCGACUACGACCAAACAAUCGCAUCUAGGUCAUAUGAUGUCCCUAAGCGGCGAUGUUAUGCCACAAUACAGACAAGAAGCACCAAAAACCCCGCCACACAUUUUAUUACAUUAUUGUGCAUUUAAGGCAAUUUGGGACUGGAUCAUUUUGUGUUUGACUUUUUACACAGCCAUCAUGGUGCCGUAUAACGUCGCGUUUAAAAAUAAGACUAGCGAAGAUGUCUCCCUAUUAGUUGUAGACAGUAUCGUCGAUGUGAUAUUCUUCAUCGACAUUGUGCUAAAUUUUCAUACAACAUUUGUUGGCGCUGGUGGAGAAGUGGUAUCUGAUCCGAAGGUAAUCAGGAUGAAUUAUCUAAAAUCUUGGUUCAUCAUAGAUCUACUAAGCUGUCUACCGUACGAUGUAUUUAACGCCUUCGACCAUGAUGAGGAUGGAAUAGGUAGCCUGUUUUCGGCUCUGAAAGUGGUACGGCUGCUGCGACUCGGUAGAGUUGUACGCAAGUUAGAUCGUUAUCUGGAGUACGGUGCCGCGAUGCUCAUUCUUCUACUCUGUUUCUACAUGUUGGUUGCUCACUGGCUGGCCUGUAUCUGGUAUUCGAUAGGGAGAUCGGAUGCUGACAAUGGGGUACAAUACUCGUGGUUGUGGAAAUUGGCUAACGUUACCCAGUCACCGUAUAGCUAUUUGUGGACCAAUGCCAGCACCGCACCCGAACUAGUAGCUGGCCCGUCACGCCGUACGAUGUAUGUUACUGCUCUUUACUUCACAAUGACCUGUAUGACCUCUGUGGGCUUUGGAAACGUUGCAGCCGAAACCGACAAUGAGAAGAUUUUCACCAUCUGUAUGAUGAUCAUAGCUGCCUUAUUGUAUGCUACGAUCUUCGGUCAUGUCACUACAAUCAUCCAACAAAUGACGUCCGCUACCGCCAAGUAUCACGAUAUGUUGAACAACGUGAGAGAAUUUAUGAAGUUACAUGAAGUACCGAAAGCUCUUAGUGAGCGCGUCAUGGAUUACGUCGUCAGCACGUGGGCGAUGACCAAAGGUUUGGAUACGGACAAAGUUCUCAACUACUGCCCUAAAGACAUGAAAGCAGACAUUUGCGUGCAUCUUAAUCGGAAAGUCUUUAACGAACAUCCCGCCUUCAGAUUAGCGUCCGACGGUUGUCUGCGUGCCUUGGCGAUGCAUUUCACGAUGUCACACAGCGCACCCGGCGAUCUGCUCUAUCAUACAGGAGAAUCUAUCGAUUCUCUGUGCUUCAUCGUGACCGGCAGCCUCGAAGUCAUACAGGAUGACGAAGUAGUGGCAAUAUUGGGGAAAGGUGACGUUUUCGGCGACAGCUUUUGGACGAAUCCAACGAUCGGCCAGAGUGCAGCGAACGUUAGGGCGCUUACUUAUUGCGAUUUGCAUACAAUCAAGCGAGAUCGGCUUCUGGAAGUGUUGGAUUUUUAUCAAGCUUUCGCAAACUCCUUUGCCAGAAACCUGAUUCUAACUUACAACUUGAGUCAUCGGCUCAUCUUUCGAAAAGUUGCCGAUGUCCGUCGAGAAAAGGAGUUGGCCGAAAGGAGAAAAAAUGAACCGCAAUUGGAUCAAGCUCAGGAUCAUCUGGUUCGCAAGAUCUUCUCGAGAUUCCGCCGCGAAAGACAACACACUGCCGAUGUAGAAAAAGGCGACGGUAAAGAUGUCAAGGAUGGCGAAACAUCGCAAGCUAAGAAGUUAUCUACUACCGAAGAAGGUGGAACAACUGUCGCGAAAACGCGACCUGGCAAAUGGGGGCGUUUAUUAGGUAGUUCAAGUUUGGACACUGGUAGCGAAUCGGGUACGGCUGCCGAUGCAUUUAAGCGAUCUCUUAGCGCAAGAGACUCACGCCCGAGUUCCAGCGCCGGCACCAACAAAGUCUUCCCAAAGCUAGGCAAAUUGGGAGAGCGCACAAUCGAAGAGAGCGGUGAUAAUGUCGAAAAUCAGAAAGUUGCUCAGCAACAGCAGGUACCGCAACAACAAACUCUUAGCGUGGACUCAAAGCAGUUGCAGCUGCGACGUCUAGAGAGCUACGAUGGUGGUCUGAUUACUCAGCAACCAAGUCACGAGAGGGAGAUUCUUGCGGCAGUAUUGGAAGUGAAAGUCGAUUUAAAAUUAGAAGUACAAAGGGUAAAUCAGCGGCUAGCCAAAAUUGAAGACAUGCUACAGGCACUGACGAACAAAUUGCCGGCCGCCGGAACAUCAUCGUCAAGUGGUACUAAUGGCAGUUCGCAGCAACAGAAGAUUCCGAGCUUUACUCUGAGCGGUGUUCAGAGUCAGUCACCCGUCACCCCGAGCGCAAUAACAUUAGUUCAGUCCGCGACUCAGACUACCGAGUAUAGACCAUCGAUUGCUACUACAUCGACAUCCACGACACCGAGCGAAGGAUAUCGGGAACAGUCGACGGCGACAGAGCGAAUAUCAAAGAGCAGUCAGGAGCACCACCAUCAUCAUCAUCAUCACCAUCAAUCAUCGUCAUCGCGGGAUGUCAGUAAGGAGCUGUUAGAGCGACUUGCGCAGGCUUCCACGUCGCGCGGUGACGAUUCGAAUGCCCUGGGACCGCUUAUCCUGCGAAAGCGACGCAGCAAAUCGCGCAACAAAGGUGCGGCACCGCUCGCUCCUCUUGCCACGCAGCCAAUGAGUCCAUCAGAGGCCACGGAAACCACGCAGAUGCUCGAGUGUACCGAUGAUCGGGAUUCAAGCAGUGGACCGACUGACAGGACUGUCACAGACAGACCCGCCGAAAGACCCGACCGUAAAAGACCACCGCCCAGACCGAGGGAGUAUUUGUGA